AUGACCAUAUCGUACGCAAGCGAAGUGCCAAACGGCUCCAGUUUUGGCUGCUUCUGGAGAAUUCUGAUCAAAUGGCGUGGUUCCGUUUACAAGUUAAUCUGGCGGGAAUUACUGGCGUACCUGUUCUUCUACUACCUCAUCAACUUUACAUAUCGAUACGUGCUCAAUGAACACCAGCGGAUAAUUUUUGAAAAAAUUCGUUAUUACUUCGGCAACUCAAGCGAUUCCAUACCCAUGUCGUUCGUUCUGGGAUUCUACGUAAGCCUCGUUGUGAAAAGAUGGUGGGAGCAGUACAAGCUUUUGCCCUGGCCGGAUAAUCUGGCCCUCUUCAUCAGCGCGGCCAUUCCUGGAAACGAUGAACGGGGGCGAUUGAUGAGACGCAACAUCGUGAGGUACGCCGUGCUCUCGUACGUCAUUACGCUGCAAAGGAUUUCGCUCCGCGUUAAAAGGCGUUUCCCGACUCUUCAGCAUAUGGUGGAUGUAGGUCUCAUGAUGGAAUCGGAGAAGAAAAUCUUUGAAAUGAUGAACAAGAAGGCGGCCAUGUCUAAGUAUUGGAUGCCGCUGGUCUGGGCGACCAAUAUCAUCAAUAGGGCAAGGAAAGAGGCUCUGAUUACUAGCGAUCACGUAGUACAAACCCUCCUUGUUGAGCUCAGCGACAUCCGAAAGAGGCUUGGUGCAUUGAUUGGUUACGAUACUGUCUGUGUUCCUCUAGUCUACACUCAGGUGGUAACUUUAUCGCUGUAUGCCUACUUUUUCUCGGCUUUACUCGGCAGACAAUUCGUCGAACAUGCCAACAGCGGAAAGUAUGAGCAGCCGGACAUGUAUUUCCCGUUUUUCACGGUGCUGCAGUUUUGUUUCUACGUCGGAUGGCUGAAAGUCGCCGAGGUGUUGAUUAAUCCUUUCGGCGAAGACGACGAUGACAUCGAGUUGAAUUGGUUGAUAGACAGACACAUCAAGGCAGGUUACAUGAUCGUUGACGAGAUGCACGAAGAGCAUCCGGAACUUUUGAAAGAUCAAUACUGGGAUGAAGUUGUGCCUAAGGACUUGCCGUAUACAGUCGCCAGCGAACAAUAUCGAAAAGAAGAGCCAAAAGGUUCUGCGGAGCAUUAUAAAGUGAAAGAUAGCGACGCUCUUUACGCGAACGUUAUGCUGGGCACACAGAUUCACAGUCACGGCCAGCAUCGUAAAGCUCAUCAGGAUGAUGUCUACGCCGAUUACGAGAGCGUGGACACACCGUUAGUGGAACGGAAGAAGAAUGGUUGGUUUCAACGGCAGAUUACCCGAGUGGGUUCGGUACGUAGUUCCUCGACUACGUACAGCAGCGGCGGUGGUUUCUUCACACGAAACCGUCACAACAGCGUGUACAGCAGCCCUGAGACCGGUGGUCUCCCGCAAACGAAUAAUCCUAAUCUCAAAAUGUCGUUCUACGAUCGUCUCGUCGGACGAAAAAGCAUUCGAGGCCAGCGCAUGGGUCGCCAAGGUACUAUGACAAAGCUGAACUCGGUACCGGUAUCUUUGAAGAACAGGCCACGCAUACCGACUCCGGAUGUGACGAAGGAAGUGAUCGACCGUGAACAGAGGUUGGCUUUGUCCGCCACUAAUGCGGCGAAUAUCGGUGCAGGUGUGGUGGGCGUGAUACCAGCGAACGGCCAUUAUCCAACUGAUUUGUCGGUGGUGGUGUUGUCACCGAUACAAGAAACUGAAAGUACGCCCGCUUCAGGAAAAUCCGGAGCGGCGGCUUUGGCGCAGGCUGUGCUUUCACCAACAUUGACCAGCGCUGGUCUAAUGACUCCGGUGACUUUAACGCCAGUCACCAUGGGCCAUCUGACGCAGUUGGGUCUAAUGACAACGGCGACAACAACGAUGCCGCAUGUUAAUAAUCAGGGCCCGAUCGUUCAGGCGACGUUGACGGAGGUCACAAGUGAAGAGGAAGGUAGUGGAAGCGGUAGCAGUAGGAGCGGAAGUAUCACCGGACAGGAAGAUCGUUCGACGCCGUUGAUCGAUAACAACAACAGUCCGAUAGGUAGCAACGGCAGUUCGCCUAUUUUCGAUGGCUACAACGAUCGCUCACCAAUCUUAAUGAGUCCUGAGAAACUGGGCUACGUGGUCACUGCCGCUGUGCCCGGAAUUCAAGUUAAUAGAACAAUGGCGAUAGACGCUCGAGGUAGACGAUCAGCCUCGCUGCCCGGUCCGCCACCAGCGCAACCAGAUCAGGACGACAGAAGCAUGUCGUUGCCGCAAUCUCCAGGAUUGCAGUCGAGAGAAACUCGCAUAGUCUCUACGUCAAAUAGACAGGACAAUCUUACCGUGUCCAACAAUCAAAGCGUUCGACCGAGGACCAGCAGUUUUGGUCACGAUCUCUCUAGACCCAGUCAAAAGGUCCAGGAUGCAAUGAGAAAAAUCAGUAGCACCUCGUGCACAAAUACAUCGCUUUCGAGUAAUUUAGGUACGACGACCCCGACGUUAUCUACAAGCGUACCCGCCACAACGACCGUCGCCGGUAGCAAGAGAGGCGAAGUUUAUGUUUGAUGGAGGAUAUUAAUAACGCGGACUUUACUUAUUCAAUUAAUUAGAAGAUACAAUUAAUUAGAAGAUCUUGUUGAUGUUUCCUGAGAAUCCUGAGAUUCAUCUUUGUCCGUUAUUGUGAUGCACUUUAUAUAGUGGAUAUAUUCAUUCCUCGAUUAUUUAGUUCUUUUUCGUAUCAGCGAGAUUAUUAGUGUCUGCGAAUUUCCCUGAAGAUAUCUCGUGUUUCCACUAACAGAUCUUUCCAAACCAACACAAGGAAAAGUCUAUUUUAUCUUACGUUUUUUAAAUUAGAAUUUUUAUUUCGAGCGAUUAUCCAGGUAAAAUAUUCUCAAAAAAUAAAUUCUCGAAAACUAUUUGCGAUUACUAUUUGCUUCAUAUUCCUUUUAUUUACAAUCUUUUAUUCGCUAAUCUUUUAUGAAACCGAGGUAUGCUGUUAUAUGGGAUCAAACCCAGAGAAUCCGCGGAUUACAAGUCGAUUGCUCACACGGAAUGAAGUAUCCCGAACUCUUUUUUAGGAUUCCUGAUUAAUUAUAUUAAUAUCUUGAUUGUCUAUAAAAAUAGCGCGAUUAUAAAUAUCUCUUGAUAAAUAUAAGAGAUAGCGCGUGCUCUUCUAUCUUCUAUAGUCUUAUUAUUUAUAUUAAUUUUGUUGUUUUUACGUAUCUAUUGAAAUAUUUUGUACUUAAGAUAAAAAGAUGUGAGAGAAUGUUCUCCCUAAACAAUUUAUUGUAAAUUGCAUUGAUCGUAUUUACGAGGGUAUUUUUUAGCGAUCAACGAAGGGGAAUGAUUAGUAGGUUUUUUGCCAUUAUGUUGUAAAUAGUAAGUUAUAUAUUAAAGACUAUAUGACGAUCAAUUUCAUAGGAGAAUAUAUUUUAAAUAUAUAUUUUUUAUAUGUAUAUAAUUAUAAAUUUUCUGUCUCUCUCGAUUCGAGUGUAAAAAUUGAUUCUCGUGAAAAAAGGUCACGUGGAAAAAAUCAAAUAACUUAUUGCCAAUCAAUUAUAUCGAUUAUUUACACUUGCAAGAAAAAAAUAUAAAUAUAAUAUUUAAAGCAAAAUGCUUUUACAAUUUAAUGGGAAAUAUUGGAAAUAUUUUUGUAUCAUCGUGCAAUAAGGUAAUACUAUAAGAAAGCGCCAAUUAAUAUUAAAUUGCACAUUGUUGCUACACUAGUUAAUUUGUAAUUUUCAGUUAUAUAAUUUAAUUUUGUUACGAAUUCGUUCGUUCGCAUACGUCAUGAUAUUGUGAUACCACUUUUUUAUAGAUAUCUAAUAUGACGUUUUGUAGGAUAUCUGUAACUUUACGAUAAUCGUGAAUUAAAGAUGCCGAGAGAAAUCAAAGCUAUUAGUCACGUAAUAUCCAUGUGCUUUUGUAUAUAGUUCCUUUGCCUUCUUAUUACAUUAUAAAUUACUUAUAAAUUCGUAUUGCCAUGGAUUCUAUGCACAUGUGAAAUAUCGUUCGUUCUUCACAUUAAGUAUCUGAUGGCAAUAUGCAUUUGCAUACAUAUAUCGACAUUUUAUUUGCCAUUUUUGUAGAUAUAUCACAUAUUAUUGAUGAUAUGUUAUUAAAAUAUUUAUCAAGAAUUUUGUAGUGACUCCGUAAUAUCGCACUGUCUAAUUUCUUCCGAUAUUUCACUAAUAUUCCAUUAUUUUUAAUUUUAUUUAAUAAUGAUCAAUAAGUUAAACUGAUUAAUUAGUCAAAAUACAAUUGAUACUGACAGUAUGACUAUAAUGGAAUAUAUAUAAAGAAAUAUUUUGUUAAGAAAUUAUAAGAUUUUAAUAUUACUAUCAUUCUUAAUCAGUGGGAAACGGUUUAGGACAAAACGCUUUUCAUUUGUACACCUCAAUGAUUGAUGUGUAUUACAGCUCAAGAUGUUUUUAAUAGUAAUGUCAAUUAGCGUGUAUUGUUAUCACGAAUGUAUUAACUCAAUCGUAUCAAGAGCAAAUGCGUCGUAAUCUCAUCGAAUGACAAGUUUAUGUAUAUAACUUACAAUUAUUAAAUUAAUAUUUUUAUCGAAUUAUAAUAUGCUCAAUGACAAUGUGUGCAUAAACCUAACCCGUAAAUGACAAUGUGCUAUAUGUAUUGCAAUUAUAUAUUAUUAUAUAUUGAUUAAAUAUUAUUAUUUUAUUGCACAAUACGUAAAAAUUAUAUCUCAAUUUUUAUGACAGGAACAGUAAUCAUUUUGCUAAAUUUUUCGUAUAAUUAAAUGAUUAUAUAAAAUUUGAUUGAAUUGGCAUAUCCAUCAAAAAUAUUAGUCGUAAUUAUAAUCAGAGACUACACACAUACAUAUAUCUCUUAGUUAUAAAAUUAGUAAUAUUAUUAUUAGUAUGUCUUUAGAUAUUUUUAAAAUGUUUGGUCUUUGAUUAUAAUUAAAAGCUACAUCUUGAUUUUAAUUUGGCAAAUUGUAUGAAAUGGUUAGUUCUAAGAGAUUAAAUUGAUACAUAGAUCAAAUGGCUCCACAUACCGUAUAUUGUGCUUCCAUUGUAAAGACUAUUAUCAUACAAGUGUUAAUAAGAGACAAAACGUAUAUAUAUAUAUAUAAAUUAUACGUUUAUGUUAUAUAAUAGUUAUAAAUUAACUAUAUAUUAUUUAAUAGCCGAUUUAUGCAUAUAUCGGCCUGUGAUGAACAGAAAAGAAUAGGAAAAAAAUAUUGCGCGCCCAAUAUUAAUACUUAUUUAUAAUACAAUUGAAUAUAUUUUAAUUAGCAAUUAUAAUCAAAUCGAGCAAUUUUUUGUGCAAUAACUUGUUUUUAACUCUUUAUGUUUGGCGACGUAAGCAAGAAAAAAAAACCCAUUUUAAAGAUAUUUAAUUUAGAAUAAUUGUAUAUAUAAAUACAUCCUUAUCUCUCUUUCCUUCUUUUGUUACCUCUCUUAAACUUCUAAUUAUUAUCAUGAACAAUCGAAUCUACAUAAGCGACUUGUUUAAAUUUCUCGGUGCCCAGUCACACAUACUAUAAUUAGUUAUAUUAGCGACGUUUCAUAUUAUCUCUUAUUAUCUAUAACCCACGUUGGAAUAAAUACUUUAGAAAAAA
Molecule: messenger RNA, 5548 nt
Organism: Solenopsis invicta (red fire ant)
Lineage: Eukaryota; Metazoa; Arthropoda; Insecta; Hymenoptera; Formicidae
Gene: Best2
Exons: 10
Coding region: 1-2529 (842 amino acids)
Molecular function (GO): chloride channel activity
Source: RefSeq, a predicted model, not a curated record